AUGUCGCGAUCAAGAAGGGGAUCGAAAUUGGUGAUGGAAUCGAGGACCUUGUUGGGAUCCAAGUUCCUCUCGAAGCUCUCAGAAAGAGUGGUUUCCGCAUUCUGGAGCAUGGUAGCUUGGUUGGCUCAGGAGUGGUAUGGUGACCACAAUGUCCCAUGGUAUUUCGACAUGGCUCAGAAGUACUCCUUCUCGUCAUUUAGAUCUUUUGCGCUGUCGGACUUUGGACAGCGAGCGUUGGGCACCUUUCUAUGGAUGGCUGGCCAGGUUGGCUUGGUGCCUGAAGAAGCUUCAAGGACAGAGCAGAUGCUGCGCCAAGCAAGUAUCAAUUUGGUAAAAGGAGGUGAGCUCAAAAUUUUCACGCCAAUGUAUUACGUGUUGGCUGAAAAAAUGUAA
This is a messenger RNA of Durusdinium trenchii, 393 nucleotides long. The record is from the annotation of a GenBank genome assembly. Lineage: Eukaryota; Dinophyceae; Suessiales; Symbiodiniaceae.